This is a messenger RNA of Protopolystoma xenopodis, 288 nucleotides long. Lineage: Eukaryota; Metazoa; Platyhelminthes; Monogenea; Polystomatidea; Polystomatidae. The record is from the annotation of a GenBank genome assembly.
AUACCGUUUCCUUUCAGCCUGAUUUCGCUUUCCAUGUGUCUCUCUGCUGCUAAUUCUGCCGGCCACUUAAGCAGCCAUGGUGAAGUUGCCCCAAAUCAUGCUGGCAUCACGUUUGCAAUUAGCAACACCCUUGCUACUAUACCUGGUGUCUUAUGCGGGCCAUUAACUGCUGAGCUUGUGAUGCAAUCGAGUGGCCGCUGGUUUCCCGUAUUCGUACUCGCCGGUUUCAUCAAUCUUGCCUCAGCACUAGCCUACAUCAGCCAAUCAGCGGCCCAUCAAGUAGUGUGA